Messenger RNA from Fukomys damarensis (Damara mole-rat), 495 nucleotides. Its product is annotated as cytochrome c oxidase subunit 7A2, mitochondrial. The transcript has 4 exons. The coding region runs from base 103 to 354 and encodes 83 amino acids. The record is from RefSeq and is a predicted model, not a curated record. Gene Ontology annotation, biological process: mitochondrial electron transport, cytochrome c to oxygen; mitochondrial respirasome assembly; regulation of oxidative phosphorylation. NCBI's taxonomy places the organism in Eukaryota, Metazoa, Chordata, Mammalia, Rodentia, Bathyergidae.
AGGUCGCUCCGGCCCCGGUUCCGGUUCCGGUUUCGGGGCUUGGGGUGGCGUUAGGUUUUUAGCGGUCAGUUGUCAAGGUUGGUGCGCUGAAAUCUGGGCGAGAUGCUGCGGAAUCUGCUGGCUCUUCGACAGAUUGCCCAGAGGACCAUCAGCACUGCUUCACGCAGGCAUUUUGAAAAUAAAGUUCCACAGAAGCAAAAGCUGUUUCAGGAGGACAAUGAUAUUCCAGUGCAUCUAAAGGGUGGGGUAGCUGAUGGCCUCCUGUAUAGAGCCACUAUGUUUCUUACAGUUGGUGGAACUGCAUAUGCCAUCUAUCAGUUGGCUGUGGCAUCAUUUCCCAAGAAGCCGGAAUGACUUCAUUCAGACCAGCAGUUGCGUGGCUCAGUUCUAGUCAGCUCCCUGGACCCAUAAUAUGAUAAAUAACUGAGCUCUUCUUUGGGGAUCAAUAUUUAUUGAAUUGUACUAACUGUCACCAAUAAAGCAGUCUUUACCAUA